Thrips palmi is the source of this 1542-nucleotide messenger RNA. Its product is annotated as pre-mRNA-splicing factor CWC22 homolog. NCBI's taxonomy places the organism in Eukaryota, Metazoa, Arthropoda, Insecta, Thysanoptera, Thripidae. The transcript has 4 exons. The coding region runs from base 254 to 1447 and encodes 397 amino acids. The record is from RefSeq and is a predicted model, not a curated record. Gene Ontology annotation, molecular function: zinc ion binding; nucleic acid binding.
GGAAAAAAAGAGUAAGUUCGCUUUCUGAGUUAACAACAACUACGUAGGUUAUGUAUGGAGCUCUGAACUUCAGCACCAAACUUCAGGUUUUCAAUGGAAAUUAAAGUGAAAAAAUAUAACAAAAACCUUAAAUCCGUAUCCUCAAGGAGUUCGGUGUCAAAAAUGUUUGGAGUUCGGCCAUUGGACAUAUGAAUGUAAAAACAAGAGAAAGUAUGUACAUCGUACAUCUCGGACUUCUCAGCUAAACAAAAGGAUGAAAAUGAAAGAAGAACAAGCCCAGAUGGAGGCACUGGGCAUCAAACCAACUGCAGCCAACAAAAAGAAGAAAUCUGAAGGAGAGAGUGAUUCAGACAGUGAUUCCGACUCGAGUGACUCAAGCAGCAGCAGCUCUAGCAGUUCCAGUUCCUCAAGUAGCAGCAGCAGCAGCAGCAGUGACAGCAGCAGCAGUAGUGACAGCAGCAGCAGUGAUUCGGAAGGAGAUUCAAAAGGAAAAUCAAAAAAGAAGGAGAAAUCAAAACACAAGAAGCAAUCUACUAAAGAUUCAGGUUUGCAACAGCAAGCUAGAAGUGAAAGGGAAAAAAAGAAAGAAAAGGAACACUCUCUGGGCGAAGAAGAGACAUUUGAUAAAAGUAUCAAGAGAGCUUCGGCUCAUAGGAGAAUGGAAACAAGAGAUGAAGGGGAAAAGGAAGGUGUUAAACAGCGGGACAAGAACGGCAAACCGCAAUCUCCUCACAGGAAAUCAGACAUAAAGGAAGACAAGUAUGCCCAACCACAAUCAAGAGGAAGACAAAAUGGACAACAUGACAGAGAUAACACAAGUCAAUCACCCUCUCCAUAUAAGAAAAUGCAGAUUGAUAAAGAAGGAAGACAUUCUCAACAUCAAGGAGAGGACAGACAAGAUUCUCAUGGCAAAUACAGCAGAAGCAGAUCAUCACCUCUACGUGAGAAAUGGCACACAAGGCAGGAAAAUAACUCCCAACUUCAGUUGAGAGAAAGACAAACUGAUCGUUACGAAAAGAAAAAUAGAAGCCGAUCACCAAAAAGAGAACGUGAUGGUAGAGAUGAAAAUGAUUACUUAAAUAAAUCUCAUGAUAAAUCUGAUAAAAAGUUUUCGAAAAGGGAAAAGGACAGACAGAGACCUGCUCAAUCCCCUGAGAAGAAAGGCAACAAAGUAUUUCAGAAACAAAGAGAGGCUUCACCUGACCCAUAUGAUGAAAUGGACCUGGCUCCUAAUACUUCACGUGAAUCAGAUCAAAUAAAGCAUCGUGAGAGAGAAAGUCGAACUGACUACAGGUCAAGGAAAGAGAGGGAUACCAACAAACCUAACCAGAGGAAAAAAGAAAGUGAUAGACACGAAUCGAGAUAUCAAUCCCCAACACGCCAUCAGAAACGGAGACCUCCUUCCAUUUCUCCUUCUCCUGAAUACAAAAGUAAAAGCAGGCGAUAAAGAUUGUAUAAAUAAUGAACUUUUCCCCCUCAAAUUCCAAAAUUUCUGUUAAAUUUUUGUAAACUGUGAAUAAAAAUUCUAAUUAAUUAAAAGGU